AUGUUUGAUGAGAACCCAGAUGAUGAAGACGCGAUGGAUGUCGACGAAGAAGAUGAUGAAAUGGAUUCAGAUGUUGAAGUUGUUGACAUGAAUGGCGAUGAGGGUCAUUUAAACGCACACCUUGCGGAGGAAGAGGAGGAGAGCGACGAAGAAGACGAUGAGGAAGAAUCCGAAGACGGAGAAGAUGAGGGAGAUGACGAGGCCAACAAAGAGCUCAAUGAUGCAUUAGCAAAGAUUCUUGGCACCUCCGCGUUAGACCAGAAUAAUGAAGACGAGGAUGGCGACAGCGACUCUGAUAUGACUGAUUCUGGGAUGGAUGCUUUAACUCCAAAACUUGAGGAGGUUCUUGGCCGAAUGCAAAAGAAAGGGCCAAGUAAAAAGCAGGAACAGAAGGACGCUAAAGAAAAUAUGGUCAACUUCAAAAGCAGAGUUUUAGACCUUCUUGACAUUUAUGCCAAGAAAAAAGCAUCUAAUCCUCUUGCUGCGGAAAUUUUAUUACCUCUGUUGCGCUUGAUUCGUACUACUAAGGCCAAACAUUUAAGUGAUAAGGCAUUUUCAAUAAUUCAAUCUUUCGCAAAGUCCAGAUCAAAGGCAUCAUCUUCGGAAGCUGAGGCAGAAAUUAACGUCAAGGCGCACAUUACAUUGAUCAAGGGUAUCCAUGAGGAAGUACUCAAGGACCAAUCUAAAAUCUUUGCCAAAGCUGCCAGUACAGCUAGUUUAUCUUUAGCCUCUGGCAUAUACAGGGCGGACAAGAGCCAAUUCGAGAAGAUUGGAAAGGUGUACCUGCACACGAUGACAAAGUGUGAUAUUGAAGGGGUGAAAAUUCAGGCGAGUUUUAUUGCUGACUGGGUUAAUUGGUGGCAGAGUCAUAUUGCUCAUGCUGCGGCUGGUGCGGCUGGUGCGGCUAAAGAUGAGUAG
Sclerotinia sclerotiorum 1980 UF-70 is the source of this 918-nucleotide messenger RNA. RefSeq lists its product as hypothetical. Gene Ontology annotation, molecular function: rDNA binding; transcription factor binding. Bases 1 to 918 code for a protein of 305 amino acids. Gene Ontology annotation, cellular component: nucleolus. The transcript has a single exon. Gene Ontology annotation, biological process: regulation of DNA-templated transcription. Lineage: Eukaryota; Fungi; Ascomycota; Leotiomycetes; Helotiales; Sclerotiniaceae. The record is from RefSeq and is a predicted model, not a curated record.